AUGGCGGCGGCGGCCGCGCUGUGCCUGGGCCGGGCCCCGCGGCCGCCGCGGCCGCUCGUGGUGAUCCUGGGCGCCACCGGCACCGGGAAAUCGGCGCUGGCGCUGCAGCUCGGGCUGCGCCUCGGCGGGGAGAUCGUCAGCGCCGACUCCAUGCAGGUGUACAAGGGCUUGGACAUCAUCACCAACAAGGUUUCCCCUCAGGAGCAGCGUCUCUGCAGACACCACAUGAUCAGCUUUGUGGAUCCCCUUGUCUCCAACUACACUGUGGUGGAUUUCAGGGACAAAGCCGUGCCUCUCAUAUCCUAUAUCUUUGCCCGGGACAAGAUCCCCAUAGUUGUGGGAGGAACCAACUACUACAUCGAGUCCCUGCUCUGGAAGGUCCUUAUCAACACCAAGGAGAAGCCCAGCAGUGCCCCCAGGCUGGACAGUGACAGGAAAGUGGAGCUGGAGCAGCUGGACAGUGCUGAGCUCCAUCGGCGCCUGAGCCAGGUGGACCCGGAGAUGGCGGCCAAGCUGCACCCCCACGACAAGCGCAAGGUGGCCAGGAGCCUGCAAGUGUUUGAAGAGACAGGGAUCCCCCACAGCGAAAUCCUGCACCAGCAGCAGGAGGAGGAAGGUGGGGGGCCCUUAGGUGGGCCCCUGAAAUACCCACAUUCCUGCAUCCUGUGGCUCCACGCAGACCAGGCAGCUCUGGAUGCACGGCUGGAGAAGAGGGUGGAUGACAUGCUGGCUGCAGGGCUGCUGGAGGAGCUGCGCGACUUCCACCGCCGCUACAACCAGCAGAAGGUGGCAGAGAACCGGCAGGAUUACCAGCACGGCAUCUUCCAGUCCAUUGGCUUCAAGGAAUUCCACGAGUUCCUCGUCAGUGAAGGGAGUUGCUCACCCGAGACCAGUGCCCUGCUGCUGGAGAAAGGGAUCCAGGCCCUGAAGCAGGUGACCAAGAGAUACGCCCGCAGGCAGAACAAAUGGGUCCGGAACCGCUUCCUGAAACGUCCUGGGCCCAACGUGCCCCCAGUCUAUGGCUUGGAGGUGUCUGAUGUGCAGCGCUGGGAGGAGGAUGUGCUGAAACCUGCCCUGGAGAUCGUGGAGAGCUUCAUCCAGGGCCGCGAGCCCCCGGCAGAGCCCCUGAGGAUGGAGCAGGACGAGGAGAACAAGCGGAGCCAUCGCGUGUGCGAGCUCUGCGCCAGGCUCAUCAUCGGCGACAGGGAGUGGGCAGCUCACACACGUUCCAAAUCCCACCUGCACCACCUGAAGAAGAGAAGGAAGCUGGAGGCAUCCGGAGGGACCGUGGGGGACAGUGGGGACACAGAGACCUCGGACGAGGAUGGCAGCCUGCCCGUGCCUUAGGGCUGGAAAAGGGAGCAGCUGUGCAUCCACCUGCAUGGAGAGGAAGCUCCUUAGUGCUGGGCAGCCUUGAACCAAGGAGCUGAGUCAUUUUUUUUGGGGGGGUGAGGCAGGUGUGUGACAAAGGCAAAGGCUGCAUGGGAUCCUCUUCAUGUGGGCUCAUCCCGCUGUGUUCCCAUGCUCCCCCAGCCCUGCCUGGAACGGGCUGGGCCCCGGGGCAAGGCUGCUGGGAGCCUCCUCCCAUGCAAAGUGUGAAUUCCUGCCAGGGCUGCAUCCUUGGAAUGGCUGAGCUGCUGCUCUGUGGUUGUGUGGAUCUCAGAGACAGAAAUACCCCCACUCCUCCAGCUUGGCCGGGGGUGCAGCUCUGGAGCCGAGCCAGCUCUGCUUGCCUUUAUUGUGGAGAGGAUAUUUUUUUUUUUUUUUUGUUCUUUUACAUGCAAAUAAAGCUGCAGGAUUAUUGUGGGUUCCCCUCCCUGUUAACAAGCGCGGUUUCCUUGCUCUCUGAUUCUACCUGGCUCCUGUUCCCUGCUCUGGGCGCAGGGCAGGAGAUCUGGUUCCUUCUCCCAGUCACCUUUUCCACAGCUCCUGGGGGAGCUGAGCAGAUGUUCCCAGCCUGGUGGGGGCAGGGAGCCCUGCGCACACAGCAGGUGCAGGAGGAGCUGGCACCUGUUAAACAGGAACUUGGAAAUGAUCUCAUCGAGUUUGCAACAGAUGAGCCUGUCCUAGUUAAGGCAGAAUUCCCGGGGGGUUACUCUGUGGUUUGGCACUGGGAACCAGCCGUGAAUUUGAAUCCGAAGCUACUGAGCAGCAAAUUCCUGGUGCUGUGUCCGCCAGGCAGUUGGUGUCCCAUUGUUGUCCCUGGAGGAUGUGAGUGCCAUUUGUGCCUGGAAUGCUGCUCUGGUGAAACCAGGACAGCCUUUGGGAUUCUCCUGGCAAAUUCAAAGCCAGGAGGGUUUGAGGGUUGGUAGAGCACAAGUUUUUCCUUGUGCUGUGCCAUGUGGCAAGAGCCAGGGCUCGUCCUACCAGGGAAGGGCUGCGUGGGUGGAUUUGCUGGUGCGGGCUCUGGAGAUUCCUGCUUUGGUGGGGAUUAGAUUAAAACCUCCAGUUUGUGUUCCUCAGCAUGGAAUUAUUCCUGUAGUGCCCCGUAGGGUGCCUGCCUCGGGCUGUGGGAGGGAAAAGCUGGGAAUUUGGCACUGGGCAGAGCUGGGUGCUGCUUUGGAAUGCUGGGCACUGCGGUGCUGCUGGGUCUGUGCAGUGCCAGCUGAGCCUCUUCUCCAGCCCAGACUUGUUUGCCAUCCGUGCUGACUCAACCCAUGGAUGUGGGCUCAGCCCAGUGCUGGAACACAAGGCCACGAGGAGGUCGUGGCAUGGAAUUGUGUCCUCCCAUGGGAUUGUAUUCUCCCAUGGGAUUGUGUUCUAUGGAAUUGUGUCCUCCCAUGGAAUUGUGUCCUCCCAUGGAAUUGUGUUCUCCCAUGGAAUUGUGUUCUAUGGAAUUGUGUUCUCCCAUGGAAUUGUGUUCUCCCAUGGGAUUGUGUUCUCCCAUGGAAUUGUGUUCUAUGGAAUUGUGUCCUCCCAUGGGAUUGUCUUC
Melozone crissalis (California towhee) is the source of this 2932-nucleotide messenger RNA. RefSeq names its product tRNA isopentenyltransferase 1 (gene TRIT1). Gene Ontology annotation, biological process: tRNA modification. NCBI's taxonomy places the organism in Eukaryota, Metazoa, Chordata, Aves, Passeriformes, Passerellidae. The record is from RefSeq and is a predicted model, not a curated record. The coding region runs from base 1 to 1347 and encodes 448 amino acids. Gene Ontology annotation, cellular component: mitochondrion. Gene Ontology annotation, molecular function: tRNA dimethylallyltransferase activity; ATP binding. The transcript is spliced from 11 exons.